Schistocerca gregaria is the source of this 915-nucleotide messenger RNA. Its product is annotated as unconventional myosin-XV-like. Lineage: Eukaryota; Metazoa; Arthropoda; Insecta; Orthoptera; Acrididae. The coding region runs from base 1 to 915 and encodes 304 amino acids. The transcript is spliced from 2 exons. The record is from RefSeq and is a predicted model, not a curated record.
AUGAUCUCCUCGUACGCCGCCACUACAAGAACAGUUGUCGCCCCAUCAGUUCCUCGAAUUCAUGAUGAUUAUGAUGAUUAUGAUGAUUAUGAUGAUUAUGAUGAUUAUGAUGAUUAUGAUGAUUAUGAUGAUUAUGAUGAUUAUGAUGAUUAUGAUGAUUAUGAUGAUUAUGAUGAUUAUGAUGAUUAUUAUUAUGAAUAUGAUUAUUAUUAUGAAUAUGAUUAUUAUUAUGAAUAUGAUUAUUAUGAUUAUUAUUAUGAAUAUGAUUAUUAUUAUGAAUAUGAUUAUUAUGAUUAUUAUUAUGAAUAUGAUUAUUAUUAUGAAUAUGAUUAUUAUUAUGAAUAUGAUUAUUAUGAUUAUUAUGAUUAUUAUUAUGAAUAUGAUUAUUAUGAUUAUUAUGAUUAUUAUGAUUAUUAUGAUUAUUAUGAUUAUUAUGAUUAUUAUGAUGAUUAUGAUGAUUAUGAUUAUUAUGAUGAUUAUGAUUAUUAUGAUGAUUAUGAUUAUGAUGAUUAUGAUUAUGAUGAUUAUGAUUAUGAUGAUGAUUAUUAUGAUGAUGAUUAUUAUGAUGAUUAUGAUGAUUAUUAUUAUUAUGAUGAUUAUGAUGAUUAUUAUUAUUAUGAUGAUGAUUAUUAUUAUGAUGAUGAUUAUUAUUAUUAUGAUGAUGAUUAUUAUUAUUAUGAUGAUGAUUAUUAUUAUUAUGAUGAUGAUUAUUAUUAUUAUGAUGAUGAUUAUUAUUAUUAUGAUGAUGAUUAUUAUUAUUAUGAUGAUGAUUAUUAUUAUUAUGAUGAUGAUUAUUAUUAUUAUGAUGAUUAUUAUUAUUAUGAUGAUUAUUAUUAUUAUGAUGAUUAUUAUUAUUAUGAUGAUUAUUAUUAUUAUGAUUAUGAUUAUGAUUAUGAUGAUGAUGGGAGUAUCUAA